CUUCACCGUAUCCGUGUCAUUGCCACACCUGAAUUGUCUACACACCCCAGUCAUAUUUGCUCGUAUUUGACGUGGAAAACACCAACUCUCGGGACGGUUGCCUUUCUGCAUGCUCGCGAUUGACGUGUGGUCGGGCAUGUCAGCAUUGCUCCGCAUGAGAAGAUGCAGUUGGUAAACGAUGAUGAAGGAAGCUGCUCAAUGGAGAGGACCAAUGCAAUGCCAUCCCAAGAACGCAUUCAGGCGACUCCAGAUUGGUGCAAUCAGAAAAUAUUCCAACGCAACCGCCUCCCCUCUCGUUCCUACUACGUCCCGGAAACGUCCGUCUGCUUGAACGGGAAAUGGUCUUUCAACUACUCCCCAAGUCCCCAACAGGCGCCAGACUGUAAAACGUUCAGCACCCAGUCUCCCUCUGAUCUGUGCAAACGAGAUUCUGCCUGGGCACCCAUCGAUGUCCCGGGCCACUGGCAAUUGCAGGGUUAUGGCAGACCUCAUUACACAAAUAUUGUCUAUCCCUUUCCCGUCUGUCCACCGGAAGCGCCAACGGAGAACCCUACUGGGACGUACUGUCGGGAUUUCGAGUUGCCCACCUUGUUUGACGACAAUAGCCAGCUGAGGCUGAGGUUUGAUGGGGUCGACAGUGCAUUCUAUCUGUGGCUGAAUGGAGUGGAAAUCGGCUACGCUCAGGGGAGCAGGAACCCGGCAGAAUUCGACGUCACGAAGCACAUAGUGAAAGGCAAACCUAAUCGAAUCCUGGUCAAAGUCCUCCAAUGGUGCUCCGGAAGCUAUAUCGAAGAUCAAGACCAAUGGUGGCUUUCUGGUAUCUUUCGCGAUGUGCACCUAAUUGCGCUGCCCGUUCGGACACGAAUCGAGGAUUUCUUCAUCAGGACGCGUCUUGACGAAAAAUACGAGGACGCAGUUUUGGAUACUGACCUCGAUCUGUUGUUGGAUGAAGAUUGCUUCCUGUCCUUGACGCUCAGGGAUGCCGAAGGAGGAACCAUCAAGAAGGAGCGCAUUCCGCUCGCGUCAGCAUCUACAAAAUGCUCGCAUGCGAUCGAAGUCUCAAAUCCACGCAAGUGGACUGCAGAGACACCUUAUCUAUACAACCUAGAGAUGACCCUUUCCUCGGCCAAGCAAGGUGAUGGUCCCAUUCAUUCUGUCAACCACGCUGUUGGUUUUCGCUCGGUCGAGCUCAAAAAUGGCAACAUAUGCGUCAACGGGAAAGCCAUUCUGUUCCAGGGCUCAAACCGCCACGACAACCACCCACACCUAGGCCGUGCAGUAUCACUCGACUGGGUCCGUCGCGACCUCCUGCUCAUGAAGAGGCAUAACAUCAAUGCAGUGCGCUGUUCCCACUACCCCUCUCACCCUGGCCUUCCUGGUCUCUGUGACGAGCUCGGGUUGUGGGUCAUUGACGAAGCAGAUCUCGAAUGCCACGGCUUCGCUACCGCGGCUGCUUCAGGGCUCAACCUUGAAGGAUUGAGUUACGAGGAAAAAGUACAACGUACGUCAAAAGACGCGGCAGAUUACACCUCUGACAACGUAGAGUGGGAGUCUGCCUAUCUCGACCGUGUGCACCAGCUGGUUGAACGGGACAAGAACCAUCCAAGCGUCCUCAUCUGGUCGUUGGGCAACGAGGCAUUCUACGGUCGCAACCAUGCUGCCAUGUCCAAGUGGGCGAAGAAACGCGAUCCCGGUCGCCUGAUACAUUACGAGCCAGACUGGCAGGCUAAGUCGACAGACAUGAUAUCACAUAUGUAUACCUCCCCUGCAGAUUUGAAGAGGGAGGCCGAGUCCGAAGGCGACGAUUUUGAAAAACCCAUCAUCCUUUGCGAAUACGCUCAUGCAAUGGGCAAUGGCCCGGGUCUUUUGGACACCUACCGGACCCUCUUCCGCUCACACAGACGACUCCAAGGAGGAUUCAUCUGGGAGUGGGCGAACCAUGGACUCUGGAAAGAAGAUGCGGACGGCAGAAAAUACUACGCUUAUGGUGGCGACUUUGGCGACGUGCCAAACGACGGGACCUUUGUCAUGGAUGGGCUCUGCCACAGUGAUCACACGCCCACUCGGGGCUUGGUAGAACUGAGGAAGACAUAUGAGCCAAUCGAGGCCGUGCUUGACGGGAAGUAUCUUCUUGUGCGUAACCACUACGAUUUCAUCGCAUUGGAACAUAUUAGGGCAGAGUACGAUGUCCAAUGUUGUGGCCAAAGGGCUAAACUCGUUGCUGCUGGAGUCCUGGCCAUUCCUCCAGUCCAGCCAGGGAAGCAGGGAAGAAUCCGUCUGCCAGAAGAUGUCUUCAAGCACAAGGCUUCCAAGGAAUGCUGCUUCACGGUUGCCUUCCGGCUGAAAAAGGACACCCAAUGGGCAAAGACUGGCCAUGUGAUAGCUUGGUAUCAGACUCAACUGCCAGUGCCCGAUGCAAAUCCUACGUCGCCUCUCACCAGCAUUCUCUCCUCCGAGAACACAAGCAACGCAGCGACGCCCGUGUCUCAGCCAUCUACCAGCACAUCAUUGAUCAGGUUCUCCACAAGCAGCCUGGAAUACAAAAUCUCCACCUCCUCGACCGCCAUAACCUUCGACCGAAUCCGCGGCCAAAUCUCCUCGUUCACCCACAACUCCAACCAACUCCUGUCCAACACCCGCGUUGAGAGCUACGACCCGGCCUCUCCCUCCCCGUUGUUGUCUCUAGACUUUUGGCGACCGCCCACAGAUAAUGACAUGGCAUGGCAGACGAGUGAAUGGAAAAGAUACGGACUGCAUAUGAUGACGAGUCGGUCGAAGGGUUUCAAAGCGAGCGUGCGUUCUACUCAGACAUCCGCGACACGGAACCACACAGAUUCGGCAGAUGGGACAGUGGAGGUCUCCGAGGUGACCUUGAGGGCUGAGCAUGCCCUCUCUCCGCCGAGUCUGGCCUGGCAUUUCGAUGCCAUCACUACCUACACCAUCAGGACCACUCCGAUCCCAAAAUCUGAAUGUAACAACCAUAACAGCGCGUCCACUGCCCCAGGUACGGAGUCCCGGCUGACCGUACAAAUACACACGCGCCUUACACCCCGUGGCUCGCACCCACGCAACCUCCCCCGAGUCGGGCAUUCCGUUCAACUCGCUCCGCAAUACAAGCAUGUCAAAUGGUUCGGCCGUGGGCCAUCGGAGUCCUACAAUGACAAGUGUCUCUCACAGCGGUUGGGGGUUUGGGAAUGCCAGAUUGACGACAUGGCGGAACACUACGAGGUACCACAAGAGAACGGGAAUCGAUGUGAUGUACGGUGGUGCACGGUUUCAGCCACCUUUUCGGAGGAAGGCGCUUCCACCUUAGUUAUCGGAGAAGACGACAACGACGACGACGACAAAGUCGGCCGCGGCAUCGCUGACGGGAAGACGAGGCAAGUCCCACCAAGCGACUUCCCUGUCAUCCGCGCGACGUAUCUCCCAGGCACAUCUGGGCAAGACCGCCCGCAUAUGCAAUUUUCGACUCAGCUUUACGACGCGGCCACGAUAGAGAACGCCAAACACCCAUGCGACUUGCUGGUGCCGGGCAAGAGGAGGAAGGGAGCCUUAUGGCGGCUCGACGCAGACGUCGCGGGAGUCGGGACAGCAGCGUGUGGCCCCAGCACAGAGGAGAAGGAUCAGGUGUUAUGCCGGGAGAGAGAGUGGACUUUAGUCCUGCAGGUACUGUGAAAGGUCAACCCGAGAAAUUUGGCUCAGGAGCCCGAUGGAAGGGAGUAUCAUUGUUGGCUGUUGAUGUGGCCCCCUGCUGCACACAGGACGAGACGGCGGCAUGGACCACAUGUUGACAGAAGAUCCCAAAUAGGGUGCAAUAUCCGGUUGUCAUCACUCCACAGCCCCGGCCCCACGUACUGGAGCAGGGCUUGAGGCCAUAGGUACGAGCAUACACGCUCGUCGGCUAUUGAAGUGAUUUGAGGGAAGCGGGGACCGAUCGUCUUGGGAUAAGAUUGAGGAUUUUACCAAGAUCAGCGAAAACCGGGCCAACGGUGCAAAAGUGUAUGUUGUUGACAGCGAAGUAAUAG
Messenger RNA from Cladophialophora immunda, 4025 nucleotides. RefSeq lists its product as uncharacterized. Lineage: Eukaryota; Fungi; Ascomycota; Eurotiomycetes; Chaetothyriales; Herpotrichiellaceae. The coding region runs from base 163 to 3675 and encodes 1170 amino acids. Gene Ontology annotation, molecular function: carbohydrate binding; beta-galactosidase activity. The transcript is spliced from 2 exons. The record is from RefSeq and is a predicted model, not a curated record. Gene Ontology annotation, cellular component: beta-galactosidase complex. Gene Ontology annotation, biological process: lactose catabolic process.